AAAAAAUACCAUAUGGUCAUUUUCGCGCUCUUUUAAGAAAUACAGAAGCAGAUGUUGCAGCAAAGGUAUUUGUUUGUAAUAAGUUGAAGAAGUAUUAAGUUAUUUUUUAUUUAGAAUUUGGUCACGUUGUUUUAAUAUCAGCUUCGUAUGCAAAUAUAGAUAUCAUGGGAACUUCUAGAAACAAGCUGUCAUUGCUAGCUGAGUAUGAUGAUUUUUGUAGACAUAUGAAUGGAUUAGCAGAGGGAUUUGAGAAAGAUCUCAAGUUUUAUGUAGCGUCUCGGAAGAAUUCCUUUCAAAAUGUGAAAACAUUGGUAAGUGAGAAUAAACAGUUAGAACAUAAAGUUAACUGCUUAGAAAAAGAUAAAUUACGUCUGGAGGCUGAGUUAAAGCAAACAAGGAGCCAAUUGAUUACUGAACAUAACAAGUCUCAACAAUUGAAAUCAGAAAAAAACUCUCUGGAAAGGCAGAUAGUCCUUAUCAAAGAGCUUUUAAAUGAUCAAAAUGGCAUAGAUCAUACUACAAAAGAAAGACUUGUUCAACUUAGUUCAGCAACUAGUCAACACAAUGGAUAUUCCUCAAACUUUAAGCCUUUUGAAGAGUCCGCAUCUUUACUAUCUUCUGAUGAUUGUGAUGAAACCACAGAUGAAUUGGAGAGUUCUGAGUCACACCCUCGAGGCAACUCUAAAAACAAAAACUUGAAAACAAUAAAAGACAAAAACGAAACUUCAAAGGGAAGUUCAACUUAUUUGUCUUGUGAUGAUCCUAUCUACCAAGAUCAAACAACCGUGCGUAGGAAUAGUAUGAUUGCUUUUCGUAGCAAUAGUGAGCCAAACUCUACUUCGCCAGAAGUGGUUAUAACUCGCCAAAUUAUAAGAUCAGAUUCUGAACAUAUAAAGGAACGCUCUUUUGAUGGAGGCAAAAGUUUUAAGCAUAAUCGAAGUGUAAAGCAUAAUCGAAGCAGCCUUCCUAUCGAUUGCUGUGGUGUUGGAAAACUGGGAAAAGCUCAUACUUUUCAAACAAAAACAUUCAUUCGCGCUGAAAAGUGUCAUCCCUGUAGUAAAACGAUCAAGUUCUGCAAGCAAGGUUUAAAAUGUUCUGUUUGUAGAAUCAGCUGUCACAUUGAAUGUAAAGAGCAAUGUUCAUUGCCUUGUUUACCAGCUAUUUCUAUUCCCACUAAAGGAUCAGGCACUAUUGCAGAUUAUACAUCUUCUACAUCUCCUAUGAUCCCUUCUAUAAUGGUACAUUGCAUUAAUGAAAUUGAAGUUAGAGGUCUUGAAGACAUUGGAUUAUAUCGUGUACCUGGAAGGGAGAGAGAGAUAAAAGAAUUGAAGGAGAAGUUUUUGAGAGGAAAAUCUAUUCCUUCAUUGAAUGACUUAGACAUUCACGCUAUAUGUGGAACUGUGAAAGAAUUUUUAAGGAGUUUAAAGGAUUCCUUAAUUACAAAAGCUGCCUGGCAUACAUUUGUAGAUGCUGCAAGCCAAUGUAAUGAAAAGCACAAAUUGAAUUUGAUUUACGAAGCUGUUUGUGAUCUUCCUCGACCAAAUAAGGAAACACUUGCAUUCUUGAUAUUGCAUUUACAAAGGGUUGCUGCCUCUCCUCACUGUCAAAUGCCGCUUGAUAAUCUUUCUAAGGUGUUUGCUCCAACUGUUAUUGGAUAUUCUGUUGAUCAUCCAACAGAUACCAACAUGUUUUCUGAAACACAACAGCAAAAUAAGGUAAUGACGGGACUACUUAAAAUUCCUGCAGAAUGGUGGCAAAAUUUUUUCACUGGGGAAACCAUCACUGAUAAUAAGCUGAAAACUCCAACGAAUUUACCUGCCCCUGUAAGCAGUAGGCUGGGACCUAUCUUCCCUUCUAACUCCCGUCCAAGCAUUCCAGUUAUUGUGAAAGCCAAUCUUUCUCCAAGGCAUGCAAAAUCUGGUGGAAGAACAGGCAGAAGGCAACGGUAUUUGUCUCCAAUUUUAAAAGACUGACAACAAAAUUCAGUUUUUUUAACCAGAUUGUUUUAUUAGUUUUUUUUUUUUUUAUGCUAUUGAAUGGAAUGAUUUAAAUAACUUUUUUUGCAAGAAGAAAAUUUACACAGAUAUGUUAUUGAGUUACGGUUUAUUUAAUUAUUAGAAUUAUAUACAAAUUCUUUUAUUAUGCUUAAAAACCUAAACUUUUCUUUUUGUCUAUAAAUUAUUCACUGUAAGGUAAUCAUUUGAUUUAAAAACUGUGUCAAUGAUCUUCGGCAAACAUUUUUUUCUGCACUGCUUGAGAAAGCAAGAUAAAAGGAAUUAUAUUGUUUUUGUAAUUUAUGUUUCAUUUCCACCAUGAUUAGUUUUUUAAAUGUUUUAAUUUAUUUAUCUGUGAUAAUCAUUUUAUACAGAAACUUUUCUAUGUAAAAAUAAAUAUCUAGUGUGAUAGUCUUAUGUUUAUGUUCGCUCUUUUUGUACUGACAGAUGUUCAUACAAUUUUAGAGUUUUAAUCCUAUUUUUAAGUAUUUGCUAUUUUUUAUCCUAUUUUUGUCCAUGUUGUAAAUUUUAUAAAGAUUUUUAUUGAGUUUAAUAAAAAUAAUUUUCAGAAUAGUGUUUAUGAUUGAGUGGACCACUGAAAAAAUAUUGUUCUUAUCUAUAUGAAGUGCAUUUAGACCAUAUAAUAAUAAGCCACAUUUUUACUAAUUGUGAAUUUUUAUUACUGACUUGCCCUUGAUAUUUCACCAGCUAGUUACUCUAUUAUCUUGAAUCUUCUCUAGAUAAUAGCACAAUACAUAGAAAUGCAUUAUUGCCUACUAGGAAAUUGAGUAGCAUUUCACAAACAUCUGAACAAGUUGAAAAUGUUGCUUGUCAUAAUGACUUUACCCCUUCAUAUCUAUACAAAGAAAAACCAGCUACAUUUAUAUUUUCUGGUAGAUAAAUGCAAUUUUUAUUAUAAAGUUUUAUCCUUGAUAUGAACUAUUUUACUAAAAAUAUUUAAAAAGAAGAAAGAGAAUAGAUUUACAGCAAACAUUCCACUAAAUUCUAUAUUCUUAGAAUUGUAUCUCUAAUAUUUGAUGCAAUUUCAAACGUAUCUAAACUACAACAUGACUGACUCAAAUUACAAUUAAAGUCCUAAGAUAUAAAAAGUCCUGAUGCUUUUAAGCAAAAUUUAUUUUAUUCAAUCUCCAUAAAGUUACUUUUAUAUUCACAUUUGUUUUGUUGCUAUAAUACUUAGUAAGUACUUUCAUAAAAAUAUAAAUGUUUAAGACCACUCUGAAGAAGGAAAAUAUCCGAAAUUUGUAACAUGCAUGUAAUAAAUAUUUUGAAGAACCAUUUAUAAUCGAAUAAAUAUGUUAUGUUUGUAGAAAAUCUAUAAGAUGGACUUGAAUAAAAGCAUCUAGGAACUA
Messenger RNA from Parasteatoda tepidariorum (common house spider), 3364 nucleotides. NCBI's taxonomy places the organism in Eukaryota, Metazoa, Arthropoda, Arachnida, Araneae, Theridiidae. The record is from RefSeq and is a predicted model, not a curated record.